Messenger RNA from Aspergillus candidus, 2119 nucleotides. Its product is annotated as amino acid permease. The record is from RefSeq and is a predicted model, not a curated record. NCBI's taxonomy places the organism in Eukaryota, Fungi, Ascomycota, Eurotiomycetes, Eurotiales, Aspergillaceae. The coding region runs from base 312 to 2021 and encodes 569 amino acids. Gene Ontology annotation, cellular component: membrane. The transcript is spliced from 3 exons. Gene Ontology annotation, biological process: transmembrane transport. Gene Ontology annotation, molecular function: transmembrane transporter activity.
CUUACUUUGUGACCCCCCUGUCUGGGGGUGAUGUAUGUGGAGAUCGCGAUGGAUUUAUAUAAAAUGGCGGUGAUUUGUCCCCAUCGUGCCUGCCAAAUGCAUGAGACAAGUACUCGGCAGGAAAGGAGCGAUUGUGGUUGGCCCUUGCCUUGUUUUUCUCUGGACUGUUUGCCAUUCUUUUUACAAGGACUCGUUGUUUGUUACUCGUCUCUCAGAAUAUCCGCUGUUUUAAUUCAAGUGCGAAUGGUUCCCUCUUCCUGCCAUCGUUCUGGAACGGAUAUUCUCGCCUCUCGGCGCGAACAAGGAUCGAUAUGGCAACCACGCCAGAUAACAUGUCAAAUAAAGCAAACCCAAAGCGGCAGUUGUACGCUGAUGUCGUUCAUGAUCCCGUCACCAGCGUCCUCCCUCAGGGGGACAUUCCCUACACCGACCAUGCAAUGGACAAUGACGAAGCGGUGAUCACGGCAUUGGGAUAUAAGCAGGAGUUCAAACGGGAGUUCUCAUUAUGGUCGACAUUCUGUGUGAGUUUUGCGGUUUUGGGGCUGCUCCCGUCGUUCGCGAGCACCAUCUACUAUGGAAUGGGAUACGCAGGGACGGCAGGAAUGGUGUGGGGCUGGAUUGUCGCCAUGGUGUUUAUUCAGUGUAUUGCAAUGUCCAUGGCUGAGCUUUGUUCUGCGAUGCCUACGAGCGGCGGGCUCUACUACGCAGCAGCCGUUCUUGCCCCUCCUGGCUACGGGCCAUUUGCGGCGUGGAUCACAGGGUGGUCCAAUUGGAUCGGUCAGAUCACGGCAGCCCCGUCGGUGAACUAUUCUCUAUCAGCGAUGAUCCUAGCAGCGGGCUCGAUCUAUGACCCAAGCUACACGCCCACUCAGUGGCAGGUCUUCCUUUUGACCACGCUCAUGAUGAUCAUCCACACGGUGAUUAGUAGUUUGCCCACGAAAUGGGUGGCCAGCUUCAACUCCUGGGGUUCCACAUUCAACAUGAUAGCUCUCGUGGCCGUCAUCAUUGCCAUCCCGGCGGGGACCAAGAACGAACCCAAGUUCACGCCCUCAAAAGACGUCUGGGGCACCAUCACCAACUUGACUGACUUUCCAGACGGCGUCGCUGUGCUCAUGACCUUUGUCGGGGUGAUUUGGACUAUGUCCGGGUACGACUCCCCGUUUCACCUCAGUGAGGAGUGCUCCAACGCGAACAUCGCUUCGCCGCGGGCAAUCGUCAUGACCUCGGGCGUCGGAGGUCUCAUGGGCUGGUUCUUGCAGCUCGUGGUUGCCUACACCGUGCUCGACAUCGAGGCCGUCAUAGACUCGGAUCUCGGGCAACCCUGGGCCUCUUACUUGCUGCAGGUUAUGCCGCGGAGAACCGCCAUGGGCAUCCUCGCCCUGACCAUCAUCUGCGGGUUCUCCAUGGGCCAGGGGUGCAUGGUGGCCGCGUCGCGUGUGACCUAUGCCUACGCGCGCGACGACUGCUUUCCACUAUCCAGGUGGUGGAAGAAGGUGAACCCGCGCACCCAGACGCCCGUGAACGCCGUCGUCCUCAACACCGUGCUGGGCAUACUCAUGUGCCUCCUAAUCCUGGCCGGCGACGUGGCGAUUGGCGCUCUAUUCUCCAUCGGCGGAAUCGCACAGUUCGUCGCCUUUGCCAUCCCCAUCUCUAUUCGGGUGUUUUUCGUGGGUCACCGUUUCCGCCGAGGGCCAUGGCACCUGGGUCCGUUUGGUCCGUAUAUUGGCGCGGUAGGCGUGUCUUUUGUGCUCCUGAUGGUCCCCAUCCUCUGUCUUCCCAGCUACACAGGGCGUAAUCUAACGCCCGAUGUCAUGAAUUGGACGUGUCUGGUGUGGGGAGGCCCGAUGCUGGCGGUGACCAUUUGGUGGGUGAUUGACGCGCACAAGUGGUUCGCAGGGCCCAAGGUCAAUGUCGAACAUAAUAUCCAUCCCAUCAGGGAGGAAUCCUCGAUGAUUGUGACUCUGGGGGAGGAGAUUGAUGGUAGUAGUCAACCAGUGGACACAUCGAGUCAGUCUAUGUGAGUGGUGGAUGAGACUAGCAUACCACCUGAACAAUACGAUCAACGUUAGGCACGAUGCCUCGAAGUCCGAUAGCCCUUAUGCUUGUACCUUUGGAUCGA